This is a messenger RNA of Rhopilema esculentum, 4315 nucleotides long. RefSeq lists its product as uncharacterized. Gene Ontology annotation, biological process: regulation of mitotic cytokinesis; mitotic spindle assembly; mitotic cytokinesis. Lineage: Eukaryota; Metazoa; Cnidaria; Scyphozoa; Rhizostomeae; Rhizostomatidae. Gene Ontology annotation, molecular function: microtubule binding. Gene Ontology annotation, cellular component: astral microtubule. The record is from RefSeq and is a predicted model, not a curated record.
GUCUCUGGCUUGAUCUCUUUUUCAACCAGAGAACGUUGGCAACAGACAACAGUUUUGAACAAGCGGGAAAACAAACCAGCACAGUGGUCGUAAUGAGAACAUUAAAAAUUCAGGAGAGAUGAGACUGGCCUUUGUUUUUGACUGAAAUCCACAUGUGUUAUUCUUAGCACCAGGAUUCCUCUGUAUUACUGUCAAGAUAUUAUCUACUUUAAAUCCGUUGAAUUGUCAACAAAGAAAUGGCCUAAAAUUACAUUGCACUAACUUCAAAGCAAAAUAUAUAUUUUAUUGUUAUGAGUCACUUUGACACCACAGAAGAACUAGAUAACAUAGAAUACCUUCAACAACAAACCCGGGAUCCGUUUCAGCUUGAGCUACUUGAUGCAGUAAAACGCAGGCAGAAGAAGGAGACAGGGUUUGCAGAUGGAGAGGCUAACACUCAAAGACACUCGAAAGAACUUGACAUUAGAAUGUCGAAAUAUUUAGGAAAUAGACAAUCACCAUACAGAAAACACAAUCAAAUCGAGGAAUCACCUUUUGAUGGAGAGGUCUCUAGAACAAUGUCUCUUGGCACCAGUACCGUAAACAAUAAACGCACAACACAUUUAGAUAAUUCAAAAUGGAGUCCGUCCAUUUCUGUUGAUAAUGAAGAGCAUGAAGAAGAUGACCUCGACAACGAAAGUGACGAAGACGAUGAUGGAGUUGUUAUAGGGAAUAUCAGGAAUUCACCAAUAAAACAAUAUACACAGGGCCUUAGUGCAUCACAACCCCCUGAAAAUACCGAUGCUAGUAAAGAAAGUCUUGGCCUAAAAACCAGAAGAGCAAGUGGAAAGGAGAAUGAACUUGGGUUGCUGAAAGCUCAUUUAACAGAGGAAGAGUCUCUAUCUCAAAGACGCAAGUCCACAAAGAUGCAAGGAGGAGGUUCCAUUGAAGAAAGGGAAGUAAGUACCAACCGUGAUGAAAGACGAGCUUUGGAAGAAGGAACAAACUUCGAAAGUAAAUCGCAGCAUCUUAGAAGCACUAAUAGUCACGUAGAGCCUUCCCCCAGAACUAAGAAUGAAAUAGAUGAUAUAUUUGGCCGGGGAGCAACUAGAAAACCAGAUUCUUCACAGGAAAGUGAAGGCAACACUCGAAUGAACUACCAGAAGAAAACUGUCGCUAAAAUAGACGAUUUUUCUGUUGAAAAAGUUUGUUCUGAGACGGAGACAAGCGGGCUUAGAUCUCGUUCAGGAUCUAAAAGGGGGCAAGAAACUGCACAUCUAAGUUCCGAGAAACAAAGGUCUCGCAGUGGUUCAGGUAGAACCACACCAUCAAGUGAAUUAGAGUCUACAAAAAAGCCUGUACCGCGCAGGAUGGAGCAGGGUUUUGAAAAGUCUCGAUCCGGUAGAGCAUCGCCACUUGAUGCUCUUUUCUCAAGUCCUAGCAGAAGGACCUUGAAAGAAGACCAAGAAGCUGCUACAGCCUAUGACAUUGAAAGUUCUAGAUCUCGUACCAGUUCAGGGAAAUCAUCACCGACUAAUGAGACCAUUUCAAACUCAGAAAUAAUACAAAAUGGUGGUAGAGAAAGACCAAAAUCAGCGGGGAAACAAAAUAUUAAUGCAACUAGGAAUCCGAAAUCUCGAAAGAGCGAAUUCAAGGAAAAAAAGAUAGAAAAUCACAUGUUUGAUCAACAAGGUCCUUCAGAGCAAACAGAAAAGCAAAGUAAAGACCGAAUAGAUACAGACAUAAGACGUCAUAAGAGAACGAGCUCUUUCGAUAAUGGUUUGUCAAACGAAGGCAGGCCCCGCUCAAAGUCGGAAGCGAGAAACUCUAGCUAUGGUGCUCAUGGAGAUGAAUUCAGAUUGAAAAGGAUUGGAUCUUUACGGUCUUUACCUGAUAAAAAGCAGCUUUUAAUAGACUCUGAUGAAGAGGAUGAUUCUAUUGGCAUUAAAAUGUCUGGCAGCGCAAAAAGAAAUCAUCAAAGUGAGCAGUCAAGUGGUGGUCUGACCAGUACUCCUGGCAUUAGACACUCGCUUGUUCCUGAUGCUUCCAAAAAGACACCGUUGUCUGAAAAACGAGAGCGUGAGUCGAGAGUGGAAGGAAGCAGAGAGGAUAGAAAUGCGUUAACCAACGGCGUGAAGAUGUCAUCAAAACAGUUUUCAAGUAGCGACAAAGAAUCCUUUAAGUUGAAGAUCAAAGGUCGGUCAGACGGCCAUGGAGUGAAGCCCAGCCCUAUGAGAGCAACUGUAACUGUAGAAGGAACUUCUUCUGCGCCUAACAAGAGCCGGAAGGCAGGAAACGCGUUGUCUCCACGGGAAACAAAGAAGAGCCCUGGCAAUAGAAACAUGUCAAAAAGAUCGCUAUCCUUUACAAACAUAAGCAAUAUCAACCCUAAGUCACCCUUCAGAGAUACUGAAGAUGGCGAAGCUACACGAAAAGUCCAGUAUGUAGACUCUAGCAGUUUAAGGGAACAGAUUUAUUAUGAUUGGCUCAAGCAGAAAUCAUCAAAGACAAAGGCUGAGAUAGCAGAACUGAAAAAGAGAGAGAAAGAAAAAGAAGAAGAGGCCGGGCGAGAGAAGAAAGACAAGGAGAUUAUGUCACAAAAAGCUUUCGAAGCUUGGAAAAGUAACAAAGAAGAAACACUAAAAACGAAACAGUCGUCUUUGAAAGAACAGAAAAUCAAAGAGAAGGAAAAGACGGAUGAAACUCAGCAGAAGAAAUUAGACGCGAAAAAAUACUUUGAAUCUUGGAAAAAGCAAAAGGAUGAGGAACUGAUUGAAAAACAUCGAAAGAAAAAAGAAGAAGUAAGAGAAAAAAGAAAGAAAGAAGUAGAAGAAAAGUAUGAAAAAAGGGAUAGCUCGAAAAAAGUUUACGAAAACUGGAAAGCAAAAAAAGAUGAAGCACUAAAAGAAAAAGCAAAAGAGAUGAAAGAAAAAGAGAAGGAAGAAAAACUAAAAGCAAUCGAGAUAAGAGAAAAGAAAAGAGCUGCUGAAAAAAUGUUUGAGACAUGGAAGGAAAAGAAAGUCGAAAGCCCCAGGGAAGAAACAAAACUUAUACAAAGAGCAUGGUGCCCUUCAAGUCGAAACACAGGUCACACAAUACCUACAGACGUGAAGCCUGUUGUACAAAGAAAUCCUCCCAAUAGGACAAGAACAUUAAGUGCAUCUGCAAGGCUACAAAACUUAACUAACGGCUCAACCUUCAAAAAGUUGUGAGUUUUUAGAAAGAAUUAUUUUAUAACAGUACCAAUGUUAUGAUGUUUAAGUAUUUUCAAAUACGAAUCAUAUUUUUUUUUAUAAAGAGAUCCUUUUAGGGCGAGCAUUACAUUACCUAAGAAGGUUUGUGAGGACUAAAGUUUAAAAAGCAGCGCUUUCUGAUUUCUUUGUAAAGCAUUGCUGUACUUAGGUUGAUUUCAAAUAGCUGCUCUGUCCUGUUUCUUUGUUUAUUAGAUAUACAAACAACUGAACAAAUCUAAUCUAAAUAAAAUAUAAACAUUUUAGAUAGCAUACAUUAGAUUAGUGCUAAAAAUUUCAUUAAGGUUUUAUAAGUAUUCUGGAUUUUAAUUGUUAAUGUUGUUCUAAGUUUAACUGCUUGCCAAUAUCACAUAAAGAUCAAGUAAAGCAAAAGACUGCCUUCUUUAAAAACUUCUCAUGUGAAAAAUGAAAAUUCAUUCAAAGUACUAUUUCUAUCUGAUUUUUACUGGUGGGUUCUAGGGUAUGAAAUAAUUCAAUUUUCCAGUUACAAGCUGCAUGAUGUGGUUGUAUUUCCAUCCUUGGUAACCAAGGUAACCAGACUUCCACUUUUUGGCACUUCAACUCCUUGAGUCCAAUUAUAAAACAAACUACAAAGAAGAAAAUAUUCACAAUAUACAAGUGUGCAGCCAGACAGGUUGUUUUAAUGAAGAAAAAUGAGGCAGGUUUCCCUUGUUUCAGAAUAGCCAACAAGUUGCUAAGUUUUACCCUGAUGAAUAUUGAGACAAACCAAUAGAUAAAAUGAAGCACUUGAUUUUGUUUUUGCAACAACUCACUGUCCUGAUCUAACCUUCAAAGUGAUUGAAGUGAAAAAGUGAGAAACAAUCUUUUUUCUUGGGAAAUCAUUUUGUACAUCUUAUCUGGGUGCAUCAACAUUUCAAAGCACCUACAUGAAUAGACAAUCUAAUGUUGAAAUCCAAAACUUUCUGAUGGCAACUUCAGUGCGCAUUUACAGGACCUGCUACUUACCAAGCAUAACACUGAAGCAAAAACGCCAUAGCUAUUGAAUCCAGUUGACUAUUUAGUGGUUAGACAUAAAUAAAUUAAAUAAAUUCAAAUAUUUAUAGAUCAAUGCAGCAUGUUUUAAA